Pisolithus orientalis is the source of this 219-nucleotide messenger RNA. RefSeq lists its product as uncharacterized. NCBI's taxonomy places the organism in Eukaryota, Fungi, Basidiomycota, Agaricomycetes, Boletales, Pisolithaceae. The transcript is spliced from 2 exons. Bases 1 to 219 code for a protein of 72 amino acids. The record is from RefSeq and is a predicted model, not a curated record.
AUGGCUCCUGGUCGUAUCAAGACGUGGUUCAAGUCGUUCGGCAGUGAUUCGCAUCGCGCCCGCCAGAGCGAUCCAAGUGAUAUAGUUCCUGCUGCAACUGAAGCUACGGCUGCAGAACCUAGCGAUCUUAUUGGUGAUGUGGCGAAUCCAGUUCCCCCUCAGAUUGAGACUACUCCGCAAGGUAUUAUUGUCGCUCUUCGUGAAAUCCAAGUUGUCUAA